Aspergillus wentii DTO 134E9 is the source of this 375-nucleotide messenger RNA. RefSeq lists its product as uncharacterized. The record is from RefSeq and is a predicted model, not a curated record. Lineage: Eukaryota; Fungi; Ascomycota; Eurotiomycetes; Eurotiales; Aspergillaceae. Bases 1 to 375 code for a protein of 124 amino acids. The transcript has 2 exons.
AUGUCAGAAGAGCCACUAAAGGCUCCGGUAUUCUUCAGGCCACUUUCGGCUGCAAAGUUACAGGCAUACCCUAUUACAGAGCAUAAGGAGACACUGUCUCAUUUGGCGAUGCUGGACGAUACUUUGAAGAACAUGCCAAGGCACUCCGCAAUCAGCAUUGCAAACGCUCUUUGCAGCCGUCUUACGUGGGAGGUGGAGGGUUUAUGUAGGGCAAACACGCCAGAAGAUGACGAGGAUGAGAGAGAAGAAGGCCCCUUUAUACGGUUGACGGAAUGGAGAUAUCGAGGGGGCUUCACUAAAUCGAUAUUUAAAGACAACAUCGUGGAUACAAUAUUCCGCGAGAAGAGCCCCGAGUUCAGCCCCGUGGCCGCAUGA